This is a messenger RNA of Sitodiplosis mosellana (orange wheat blossom midge), 405 nucleotides long. RefSeq lists its product as uncharacterized. Gene Ontology annotation, molecular function: protein binding. The transcript is spliced from 6 exons. Gene Ontology annotation, cellular component: nucleus; cytoplasm. The record is from RefSeq and is a predicted model, not a curated record. The annotation marks the transcript as partial. Lineage: Eukaryota; Metazoa; Arthropoda; Insecta; Diptera; Cecidomyiidae.
AUUGUUUUCUUGAAAAAUGUGUGCGAUAAUAUUUUUUUCAUGAUCCAAUUGGAUUAUUUUUCAAACCAUAUUGAAGUUCGAAGCUGGAAAAAUGCUGGGUCAAAGAUCUUUCACACUGCUGCUCGUUGGCUUGGUGGUAUCGGAGUUCCUGAUCGUGGAUGUGAGUGGAGCACCAUCUGGGGGAAACGUAAACGAAAAAGACAUAUAUGGAAAGGCAGCUUUGCAUGACGCUGCUCAGACUGGUAAUGUGAAGGAAGCUCAAGAACUCAUCGACGAUGGAGCUGAGGUUAAUAUUGAAAAUAAUUCCAAGGAUACACCUCUUCAUUUGGCUGCUUUCAAUGAUCAAAAGAAUGUCGCUGAACUUCUACUCAGUAAAGGAGCUAAUUAUGAAAUGAAAAAUAAUUU